AUGGGCGAGGUCAAUCGUUUGGUUGUCAGUUCGGGUGAACCACCUGGUUCGGAUUUGACUGACUGCAAAGAAAGAUGGAAGAACAUUAGGAAUGGAUUUGUGAGAAGCCUGAAACAACCGCCUAGUGAAUCUUCUGCCAAGCAAAAGAAACAGUAUUAUUUACAUGAUGUAAUGCAAUUUGUUUUACCUUACGUCAAACCAGUAGCUCAUACAGUUACAACUGGAAAUCUACCCAAUCCUUCUCACGAUAACAAGUUAAUGGAUGAAAUAAAUGAAAUUAAACCUUGUGAUAAUGAAGUAGACAAAGCUUUUGUUAAUUAUUUGCAAGAAAAGAAAAAACCAAACAACGAAGAUCACAGAAAAAUGUUCCUUGUUAGCUUGUUACCAGAAGUAAAUAAACUUUCCGAUGAGCAAAUGCGAGAAUUUAAAAUUAAAGUGGUAAUGUUGCUUGAUGAAAUUCUGACACGACCGCGACAAGAUCAAGCUUCUACGCAGCAAAUAGUUUCAAGAAAUCAGAUAAGAUCUGAAUGA
This is a messenger RNA of Osmia lignaria (orchard mason bee), 531 nucleotides long. NCBI's taxonomy places the organism in Eukaryota, Metazoa, Arthropoda, Insecta, Hymenoptera, Megachilidae. The record is from RefSeq and is a predicted model, not a curated record.